AAAUUAAAAAGUUAUCUAGAGAGUAGGUCAGAGUUAUCCUUGAGCUUUCUUAGGCAAGUGCUUAGGACACACUUAAUAGAGAAAGUUGCAACAGAACUCUAUCAUGCUUUGACACAUGCAGUACAAGAUCCCAGAGAAACUCCUGUUCAGUUUCUUAUACGCACCAUGGACCUUAGACAAAAAGUGUUGACUGCUUCUAAUAGAGCCAAAGCUGGACUUAAAUACAAUCCUGAGCUCGUGCAGACACAGUUUUUGCAAACUAUUCUGACUGGAUUACAAGAUGAUGCUGUAAAAGUGGACAUUAAACCGUACUUGCAGGACGCUACUGUUAGUAAUGAAGUGCUGCUUGAGAAAAUGAGCGCUGCCUACAGUGUUGAACUCGAAAGAAGGAAUAAACUUUCAACCAGACAAAAGAGCAUCAAAGUGGCCUCAGUUCAAGGAGAGGAUAACUGCAAAAAUGAAAAUACUGGAAGCUCAAAGAAAAGCAAAAACCAGACAGAAAAGCCAAACCCAAUUGUGGAAAAGCUGGAAGCUAAUAACAAGGUUAUUUGUGAGGCUAUCCAAAAUCUUUCAACACAAGUUGCUAAUUUGACUCAGGCAAAGAUGAAAACUGAAGACAAAAACAUAAGAAGUAAACCAUAUUAUUCAAGUGCUACCAGAAAGAGCCCCAGAAAAUGUCGUCAAUGUGAACAGUCAAACCCAGAAGGAAAAUGUACACACUGUUUUAAAUGUGGAAGCAGUGAACAUUGGGCUGUUGGUUGUCGGAAAAAGAAAGACUCAACAGUUAAUGUCAAUAAAAUUGAAGUACAUAUUGCAAAUGUUAUUGACAGUGUUGUUCCACAAAAGGACAUGUCUUUGUCAAAAAAACAGGAGAAGACAGCAAAACUAAUAGGACGCAGAAACCUUGUCCAGUGCAACAUUGGAGGAGUUCCAGUCACAGCUCUUUGGGACACCGGAUCACAAGUUUCAAUUGUGGAUCUAAAUUGGAAAAGAGAACAUCUAGCAGACGCCCACUUUCGAUCAGUGAGUGAACUUCUUGAGGAAGGUAUGUUAGAUCUUUCUGCAGCAAAUGGGACUGAGAUACCUUAUGAGGGUUGGGUAGGAGUUGAGUUUAGCCUUACAGAGAACAGAGACAGUGAACUGUUAGUACCAUUUCUUGUAAGCUCUCAGCCAAUGGUCAAGCCAAUAGUCGGUUUCAAUGAGCAGCUGAAGCAGCGCGUCGAGAGCUAUUAA
Messenger RNA from Cyprinodon variegatus (sheepshead minnow), 1233 nucleotides. RefSeq lists its product as uncharacterized. NCBI's taxonomy places the organism in Eukaryota, Metazoa, Chordata, Actinopteri, Cyprinodontiformes, Cyprinodontidae. The record is from RefSeq and is a predicted model, not a curated record. The coding region runs from base 166 to 1233 and encodes 355 amino acids. The transcript has 2 exons.